AUGCAGUUAGAAGAAAGAAAUCAGAGUUCUGGAGUCACCUUCAUCCUCUUGGGCUUCUCAGAAUACGCAGACCUCCAGGUGCCCCUAUUCCUAGUGUUCAUAACCAUCUACAUGGUCACUGUGCUGGGGAACCUGGGCAUGAUUGUGAUCAUCAGGGUCAACCCCAAACUCCACACCCCCAUGUACUUUUUCCUUAGCCACUUGUCCUUUGUUGACUUCUGUUAUUCCACUACGGUGACACCCAAACUUCUGGAGAACUUGGUUGUGGAAGACAGGACCAUCUCCUUCACAGGCUGCAUAAUGCAGUUCUCCUUUGUCUGCAUAUUUGCUGUGGCAGAAACCUUCAUGUUGGCCGUAAUGGCCUAUGACCGAUAUGUGGCAGUUUGUAACCCUCUGCUCUACACAGUGGUCAUGUCCCCAAAGCUCUGUGCAUCCUUAGUGGCAGGACCCUACAUGUGGGGAAUAGUCUGUUUCCUUACACACACCUAUUUUCUCUUGACAUUAUCCUUCUGUGGCUCUAACAUCCUCAAGAAUUUCAUCUGCGAGCUCUCUGUCAUCAUCUCUGUCUCCUGCUCUGAUUCCUCCAUCAUCCAAGUAUUUUCUUUUGCCUUUGCCAUAUUUGAUGAGGUGAGCAGCCUGGGAAUCAUCCUUACUACUUAUGUCCUCAUCUUUGUCACUAUCCUGAGAAUGCCUUCUGCUGGUGGGCGCCAAAAAGCUUUCUCCACCUGUGCUUCCCACCUGACUACCAUUACCAUUUUCCAUGGGACUGUCCUGUUCCUUUAUUGUGUACCCAACUCUAAAAACUCAUGGCUCAUUGUCAAAGUGGGUUCUGUGUUUUAUGCAGUCAUCAUCCCCAUGCUGAAUCCCUUGAUUUACAGCCUGAGGAACAAAGAUGUGAAAGAGAGUGUCAGGAAGUUAAUGAAUCACCCAACACAAUUUAUUGAGCACUUUAAUCCCUAA
Molecule: messenger RNA, 960 nt
Organism: Otolemur garnettii (small-eared galago)
Lineage: Eukaryota; Metazoa; Chordata; Mammalia; Primates; Galagidae
Product: olfactory receptor 5D13-like
Exons: 1
Coding region: 1-960 (319 amino acids)
Biological process (GO): G protein-coupled receptor signaling pathway; sensory perception of smell
Cellular component (GO): membrane
Molecular function (GO): olfactory receptor activity; G protein-coupled receptor activity; odorant binding
Source: RefSeq, a predicted model, not a curated record